UCGUUGACGGAAAUGCGAAAACUGACGUCUCGAACAGAAAGGAGCCGGGGAUGUUUUGCGGGGAGACCGAGCAGCCUCAAACGUUUAUGUCCGAAACUUCCUUCGUCAAAGUCGUCUUUCAUGUCGACAAUUUCACCGAUCAAACUUAUUUUAGCUUUGACACUCGAGCCGAACAGCAACUUGUCGUUUAUUUACGAUAUGGACAGCAUCCCGAACUUUAUCCGAAUAGGCGUGGCGAAGUUGUUCAGGGAUCCUAUUGUGAGCGAAUAUUUAGAGAUUGUCGUCUGCAAACCUGCUACGUUCAAUCUCCGGCUUAUCCUGGGGUUUAUCCUAGAAACCUUCAUUGUCGAUACUAUCUAAACACGAGGCUACCUUUCAUCAAACUUUAUAUUGAAAAUGAGGAGUUCAACAUUGAUGGGCAGCGAUGCGAGAAUAUUAUGACCUGCCCUAUGAGGCCGAUAUCGUCAGGUCAGGAGAAUUGCCCCUACGACUACAUCAAAGUCUACGAUGGCAAGAACGAGUUUAGUUCAGUAAUCGGUACUUUUUGCGGGAUGGGGAAAUUUCCCUACUCCAUAAUAGGUACCUCCCAAGACCUAUUUGUCGAGUUCGUCUCGUCGCCAGCCGGUCCACUGUUAAACACCGGGUUCCACUUUAACGUCGGCAACUGGCCCGGACACGUCGAUACCGCCGGCAGUCGAAAUGGUACGUGCGAUUGGCUACUGUCGUCGGAAAGCCUGAGAGCGUCGGGCGAUUCGGAAGGAAUUUUCCUAUCCGUCGCUCACUGGUAUCCCCCGCAUACCAGUUGUACGUAUCUGAUGCAGGGCGACGAAGGCGAAAUUGUGAGACUGUAUUUCCCAAGUUUCCGAAUCAACCGCAUCGAGUCGCCUAUACAACCGAUCGAUGGCGACUGCGGCGAAUCGCUUACGCUUUACGAUGCGCCGUGGCCAGACGAUUCGAAGAUUAUCAAGACUUUCUGUGAUACCUUUUCAAAGCCGAUGGAGAAGCACGACUUCGUCUCGACCGGAAACGCUCUGUUCGUCAGAUUCGAAAGUAAAACCGGCAGUUACAGCGGAUCUUCCUUGUACUACUGGGCGCACUACGACUUUUUCAACAACACAAAGUUGGGCGAGCCGGUGCCGGGAAAGCCUUGCGAUGAGGUAUUCGCUUCGUGGAAGACCACGAAGGGUUGGUUGCGAUCGCCCCUGAACACUUUGGUCUACAAGCAAACGCCGAAUAGCGAAGACGUGCAGUGCCUCUACCGAUUCGUGACAGAUAAAAGGCUGUACGCCCGAGUUAUACUUACUGUCAGCAAUAUACAUUUCAAGGAGCACCCGUACAACCCAGGACCGUGCCUGAAUUGCAUUGAAGACCGCAUCGAUAAAAUAGUUAUUUGGGAGCCCCUUCUCGCGGGUUCAAAUUCGUCGUACCCACCAAUAACUCUUACAAAAGCAGCCCAAACCGGCGACCUCACCUGUUUGUGUAACCGACACACCGGGUCGACGCAAGUUAUUUCGAGAGGCGAGCAGCUGAACUUGCAACUGAUCAUCGACAGCGCCCACGCGGCCUUAAGCUACUUCAAGCACAACGCCGCCCUGUUCGAGGCAACGUAUGAGUUCGUCCACGGGCCACUCUGCGGUCCGCCCAUUAUUCAGCCAACAACCGACGGCGAAAUACACUACCCCUACUACGAGGCGAUAGGCUACGUUGAACCGCCGAAAUCAAUUCGCUGCAUCUGGGAGGUCAAGAUCAACAGGGAACGAGAUCUAUGGAUGCAUUUCGAUCGUAUAAAAUUCGCGUCGAAGUCGUGCGACGACGGCAUCAUUGAUAUCUAUCUGAGGGAUAAGGCUGAGCCCCACCUUUCCGUGUGCGGCGAAAACGUUUCGCUCGCUAAGGAGCUUCCAAUACUAUCCGCUGCACAACUGAGUCCGCACGAUGCGGAGCCCUCCAUCACGAUACAGUUUGUCGGACGUACAUCGCCGACGCGCGCGGCGUUCAAGAUCGCCUGGACCGAGCUGUUUCAUCUUCCCAGAAAUAAAGACGGCAGCCUAAUGACAUCAAGACUGACCGAGGAUGGAGUCCUCGAGGACUCCAAUGAGGUGUGCGAGUUCGCCUGUCCGGGCGAGGCUGGGCUGUGCAUACCGGCCAGGCUGGUCUGCAACGGUGUCAUCAACUGCCCCAACGUCACCAAUUCGAAAGAUACAACGUUUAGUGACGAAUCCGAAGAGCUCUGCGUGCACGAGGCGGCUCCGGAAAUAAACUGGCUGUACGUCUCGCUCGGGGUAGUGGCACUAGUUGUACUGAUAUGUUGUAUAUGUGUGUGCGUCUGUAGAAAGUGCUGUCGGUACUGUUGUGUAGAUGAUUAAUAACAACCCUAACGCCUUAUUACAAAAAGACAAACUUCAGAAUAAUUUAUAUCAACUUUGAUUGACUCGUGAUAUUAAAAUUAGUGAAUGACGACCGAGGAGUGAGGAUUUUAUUACUGAAUUAGAUAAUUAAGGUUAGUUUUCGCGUCUGAAUGUAUAUUGUUUUAAAAAGGAAUCACCCGAACUUUUAAAGAAAAAUUGUAAAUUUACUAGUAAUUUUUACACACAACGUUGUAAAUUGUAAAGCGAAAGUUCUAAACUAAUUUGGUAAAAAUAUUCAAAGUGUAGAUAUUCGAAUUUUAGGACGUCUUUUUUUAUAUUUAAUUUUAGAGUUAUGUUAGAUCUAUAUUAUGUAAAU
Messenger RNA from Photinus pyralis (common eastern firefly), 2721 nucleotides. RefSeq names its product cubilin. Gene Ontology annotation, molecular function: protein binding. The transcript has 7 exons. Bases 51 to 2363 code for a protein of 770 amino acids. NCBI's taxonomy places the organism in Eukaryota, Metazoa, Arthropoda, Insecta, Coleoptera, Lampyridae. The record is from RefSeq and is a predicted model, not a curated record. Gene Ontology annotation, cellular component: plasma membrane.